This is a messenger RNA of Trichosurus vulpecula (common brushtail), 1306 nucleotides long. RefSeq names its product zona pellucida glycoprotein 3 (gene ZP3). Bases 50 to 1306 code for a protein of 418 amino acids. Lineage: Eukaryota; Metazoa; Chordata; Mammalia; Diprotodontia; Phalangeridae. The record is from RefSeq and is a predicted model, not a curated record. Gene Ontology annotation, molecular function: acrosin binding. The transcript is spliced from 8 exons. Gene Ontology annotation, biological process: egg coat formation; positive regulation of acrosome reaction; binding of sperm to zona pellucida. Gene Ontology annotation, cellular component: extracellular matrix.
CCAGAUAGGUCCGGGUUGUGGCUAGUGGUUUUGACUCCUGCUUUGAGAUAUGGCUGAGGGAGGCUGUCCUUGGCCUACUCUCUGGAGAGCUAUGACUCAUGGGUCGUCCAGUCUUCUCCCUUUCCCUUUUCUGCUCCUGAUGCUUACUGGGGCUUCUUGGCAGGCUCCCCAUUCUUCCCAGCCUGUGCAAGUACAGUGCCUGGAGUCCCAUAUGGUGGUCAGUGUUGAGAGAGAUCUGUUUGGUACUGGGAAACUGGUCAAAGCAACAGACCUCAGCCUGGGCCCAGGGGGCUGCAGGCCUGCAACUUUGCAAGAAGAUGCCCAAGUAGUCACCUUUGAGGUUGGUCUCCAUGAGUGUGGCAGUGUUGUGCAGGUGACUCCAGAUGGGCUGAUAUACCGCACAAGCUUGUUCUACCGCCCACACCCAGUUGGAAAUUUUACCAUCUUAAGGACGAAUUGGGCAGAAGUUCCCAUUGAAUGUCACUAUCCUAGGUGGGGCAAUGUAAGCAGCAGAGCUGUCCAGCCUACCUGGGUGCCCUUCAGGGCCACCAUAGCUUCAGAGCAGAAGUUUGGCUUUUCUCUACGCCUGAUGAAUGAUGACUGGUCGGCUGAGAGUAGCUCAGGUGGGUUCCAGCUGGGCGACACAGCCCACCUUCAGGCUGAAGUCCACACUGGCAGCCAUGUGGCCCUGAGGCUCUUUGUUGACCACUGUGUGGCGACACUGAGCCCAGACAAGAACUCAGAGCCCCAUUAUGGUAUCAUCGAUCACCAUGGGUGCCUGGUAGAUGGCCUUUCUGACUCCUCUUCUGCCUUCAGAGCCCCCCGGCCUAAGCCAGACACUCUCCAGUUCACAGUGGAUGUGUUCCACUUUGUAAAUGACUCUCGGAAACUGAUCUAUAUUACAUGCCAUCUGAGGGUCACUGCCACUGACCAAGCCCCAGACCAAAUAAACAAGGCUUGCUCCUUCAACAAGUCCACCAAUACCUGGUUUCCAGUAGAAGGACCUCCUGACAUCUGCAGAUGCUGUAACACCAAAGACUGUGGAAACCCAAUCAGGUCCAGGAGACUACAUCCUAUCUCUGCAAAGCCAUUCCAAAAGCGACAAGUGAGAGAAGCAGACAUCACUGUUGGGCCUGUGUUCUUGGCACUGAAUGUCAGCCACCACACCCCAUGGGAACCCAUCCCAGAUUUCGUGGAAAAGUACGCAGCCCUUAGCCUGGGCCUGUCUCUGAUCACUGUCUUGGUUUUUUCCUUAGUCAUCAUGGCCCUGGUUCUCCUCUGUAGGAAGCACAACGGUGCCUCUUGA